Molecule: messenger RNA, 2853 nt
Organism: Chanos chanos (milkfish)
Lineage: Eukaryota; Metazoa; Chordata; Actinopteri; Gonorynchiformes; Chanidae
Gene: sack1b
Product: family with sequence similarity 83 member B
Exons: 4
Coding region: 1-2853 (950 amino acids)
Biological process (GO): signal transduction
Cellular component (GO): membrane; cytoplasm
Molecular function (GO): protein kinase binding
Source: RefSeq, a predicted model, not a curated record
AUGAUGCAAACCUCUACAAUGAUGGACGCCGAUCUGUCUAUGUUAUCCUCUUUGAGAGAGGAGUUUAAACCUGAGGACUAUGUUCAGCCACAUUAUCGGGAGUCCUAUCGCUUGGCUAUUGACGCUCUGAUCAGUGAGGGCAAAGAUGGAUAUCAGAAAUUCAUUAAAGACGAGAAAGUUGGGAACUUUCUUUCAGAGGAGGAAAUCCUCUUCAUCACAACGAAUGUGGAAAAGCCGCAAGUCAGCAGCCACUCAGAGGAGGUUAAUGGUUCUACAGAUGACAAGUCAUCCACUGGGACUUACUGGCCAAUGCACUCAGACAUUGAAACACCAGACUUGGAUUUAGGAUGGCCAGAAAUCAUUCUCAACAGAGCACCAACAAAUGUAGAUCUGCUCUUCCAUCCCCCAAGACAAAACAGCCCUACAAUCAAAGAGGUGAUCCGAAAACACAUACAGGAGGCAAGACAGGUGAUCGCAAUUGCGAUGGAUGUGUUCACCGAUCUGGACGUUUUCAAAGAGGUUGUCGAUGCAUCCAUCCGAGGUGUUCCUGUUUACAUCCUUCUGGAUCGCAGUCACUUCAAAAGCUUUCUUGCAAUGGCUGAAAAUCAAGAUGUCCAAAUACAAAAACUGAGGAACAUGAGGGUGCGCACAGUGAAGGGCCAAGACUAUCUCUCUCGAUCAGGUGCAAAGUUUCAUGGAGCAAUGGAGCAGAAAUUUCUUUUGGUUGAUUGCUGUACAGUGUUUUUUGGGUCAUACAGCUUCAUGUGGUCGUAUGAAAAAAUCCACCUCAGUAUGGUUCAAGUCAUCACUGGUAAGCUGGUGGAAUCCUAUGAUGAGGAGUUCCGCACAAUUUACGCCCGCUCUACUGUUCCAGCUGAGCUUUCACCUCUUGAGACUGUGGCAGACAAGUGGUUGAAUGGUAAAAUCGAUAGGUAUGCCCCUCUCUGUGGCAAACCCUUUGAGAGGAGAGAUCAUUUGAGGCACACUCUCAACUUAGUGUACCAACAAACGUGUGAGAGACAAUCUGGCUUCAAGAUCCCCAGGGGGGAACCUGAUGACAGAUUCCACGAGUAUGGACAAAUGAAUCAAAUACCUGUGAUUAACCAUAACAGGAUUCAUCAAAUGCAUGUCUCGGAGGCCACAGAUUUCUAUAAACGUCACAGUUAUGCAGGGGAGAGACCAGAGCCCUCAUACGUUUACCAGCCCUCCAAGUUUGCCUCCAGCCACUGGAAUGUGGCUGGAGAUGCCAGCCAUUAUGGAGCCCUGGGGAGCAACCAUUUUCACGGCACAGUGGAGAACCAGUAUGAAACUGGAAGGAUGGGUCCACUAUUUAGAGGCUCCAACAUGCGUGGGUCUUAUCAUGGCUGUGAUAAACAAGCUCUUGCUAUGCAGCAAAACCUGCCAAGUUUUGCAAAUACUUCUAAAUCUUUCCUUCGCACAUGGAGGAUAGAGUCUUAUCUAAACAACAACGAUCCUGUUGCUGCUGAUUCUGUAGAUCAUCUGGAUCAAUAUGAAAUUCUGGAGAACAAGCCUGGUCCUCACAUGCACUCUCGUCUCAGGUCGUCUCUGGUUUUCAAAUCCACCAUUCCUGAACAUCCAGAAUCAAAUAGUUAUACAACUAACUCCUCAUCCUCCACGUUGCGGGAAGAACCAACAGGGAUGCAAUCCAAUGCACAGUUUUACCAUUCGGCACAGUGGAAUCAACCUCAGUAUGUGAAUAAUCACAUCCAACAUGAUGAGUUUGUGCUGAAGCGAAGGAGUCUGCAGAUUUUAGAUUAUUCAGGGCAGAACAUGGAUCACAGCUCUGGGAGAGAUGCCUUUUAUGCCAGCCUUGGCAGAGCUAAAGGACGUCUACUGGUCAAGGACCAUGAGUCCAUGCAAGAGAAGUACAAAAGGCAUAGUGUAGCAGAUCCAAAGUCAAACAUAUAUUAUGAUGAAAACAAGCAAUCUUCUCAAAUGUAUGGAUCAUCGGUAAGGCAAGAGAUGAACAAAAGUGCAAUAAAAGAGGUCUCAAGGAGUGGUGGGUAUGUUUCAAAUCUCAAGAAGGAUCAGAGAUCCAUCUCCCAUUAUGACUUCAAUAAAACAGACACGAAAGGAACUACAGGAACAAUGUGGCAAGAACCACCAUCCAGAACUGUGUCUGCAACAAAUGUUCCUGACCACAAAGAAGAAUCGGCAAAAUCCAAUGGGAUGUCAUCACCACGGUUCUUCAAAAGCAGCUCCAAGAAAAUAAAAUCCCUUUUGAACAUUCCAGACAAGAGAGAGGCUUCACCCAAAAUGAAAAACAGAUUGAAACUCACAGUGGGCAAUAAUUAUGAUAACAUUCUCACUGAUGAUGAGGAACAAAAAGGUAAAGUCGAGAAGAAACAACGUGGAAGCACCAGUGGUUCUGUGAAAUCGAUUGACAGUAGCAAACAGAGAAGAGAUAAUGGCAGAAGCCAAGAUCUCUCUGCUGAUCUACCUGGUGAGGCAUCUGCCCCACGUUUCAGCACUGAUGAAUUACAUCGUGGCAGUGGAGACACCACAAAAAGUCAAAGACAACCCUCUACUGGUGCUCAGAAAGAGAGUCACAAACCUGUGCAGAGUUCCUGGCAAAGAGACCGAAGCGGACUGAACCGACCUUACAGCAGGUUUGAGCCACUCUGCCAAUUUGAAAAUAAGCAUCUGUCUUCAGGUCAAUCUAGUGCAGUGCCCACAAACAGCCAGUCGAUAGAGAGACACAAAAACUUUUCAAAAGCUGCUUCUAGGAGUGAAACUCACGGUCACAUUGGCCAACAGUCCCAAGGUGCUCAUGACAAUAAAUUUGGACGGUUCAUACAACGUGUUGGAAAUUUAAUACACAAAAAUAAGUAG